Messenger RNA from Solenopsis invicta (red fire ant), 2796 nucleotides. Its product is annotated as para-nitrobenzyl esterase. NCBI's taxonomy places the organism in Eukaryota, Metazoa, Arthropoda, Insecta, Hymenoptera, Formicidae. The transcript has 9 exons. Bases 6 to 1760 code for a protein of 584 amino acids. The record is from RefSeq and is a predicted model, not a curated record.
UUGAAAUGUUUGUUAUCUCUCUCAGAGCGCAUAUCUCUAAAGUGUAUAAAAUGACUUGCAUGCAGUAUAGAUCGACAGACUCAUCGAUCUUGUUCUCUCGUCAUUUUUUCAAAGCUUUCGUUAUGGAUAAUAGCAAAAUCGAAAUACAAGUACAUGAAGGAAAGUUAAUUGGUACCACAGAAAAAGGUGUUUACGGCGACUACUAUGUCGCCUUUCGAGGAAUACCAUAUGCGAAACCGCCGGUCGGAGAGCUCAGAUUCAAAGAUCCGGUACCAGCAGAACCAUGGUCUGGUAGUAGAGACGCCUCGAAAUAUGGAAACUCGGCUGUUCAAAUAAACUUUCUAACACGUCAAUUUGAGGGCGAUGAAGAUUGCCUCUAUUUAAAUGUUUUCACCCCAAAAAUCGAACCUGGGAAGAAGCGUACGGUAAUGGUAUGGAUACACGGCGGUGCUUUUUCUGUGGGUUCCGGUGAUGCACUCAUGUGCGGACCCGAUUACAUCGUGCGAAAAGAUGUAGUUUUGGUUACCUUGAAUUAUAGACUAGGUGCUUUAGGUUUUUUGAACCUCUACGAUAAAGUGGCAACGGGUAAUCAAGGUAUAAAAGAUGUAAUCUUGGCAUUAAAAUGGGUUCAGAAAAAUAUAUCACAGUUUGGUGGAGAUCCAAAAAAUGUCACUAUCUUUGGCGAAAGUGCUGGCGGAGCCAUGGUACAUUGUCUAACUCUGACUCCAUUAGCCAAAGAUUUAUUUCACAAAGCGAUAGUACAAAGCGGUGUCAUGAGAAAUCCUUGGGCCUAUACUGAACAACAAUCACAUUCGACAAAUAUAGGUUUCCGGCUUGCCGAGAAACUUGGAAAAGCAACCACAGAUCCGAAAGUCGUUUACGAAUUUCUCAAAACAAUCGAUGCGAAGAAGCUUAUAGAGACUCAAGAAAAGUAUUUUUCGACGGAAGAGGAAACUCAACAGCGAAGCUCUCUGGAGAAAAUAGGCGUGAGAUUUACACCUACUUUGGAUCACGAAUCUUCGAAUCCAGUUUUUCCGGGAGAUAUAACGAAGUUUAUGAGCCGCGGGGUUGAGGUACCAUUACUUAUAGGUUUUACCAGUUGCGAGGGAUCCUUGUUUGUAUACAAUAAUAUUAGCGGACACAUAACUAAGGAAGAAAUUCAUAAAAUCGAUUCCGAUUUCAAAAUCGCCAUACAUCCAAACAUUUUAUCUAUACUACCAAAGAUAUCAGUCACAGUCGAGGAAUUGCGAUCUUUAUAUUUUGAGGAUAAAGCAAUAUCAGAGGAAACUAUGGAAAAUUACGUUAAUUUUCUUAGUGACGAAUUCUUCUGCCGUGGUACAAUGGAAGUAGUGGAUAUUCAGACAAAGCUGAAUCAUAAUAAAGCGACGUAUUUGUAUAAGUUUUCAUACAACAAUGAAGAUAGCCCCAUGAAAAAAAUAUUUAAUGUUAAGUUCAAAGGUGCGAGUCAUGGCGAGGAUCUGACAUACUUGUUUUACUCUUCUAUGAUGAAAGAUUUAGGUGUAACCGCACCAGCAAUUGAUUCGCAAGACGGAAAGAUGAUAAACCACUUAACACAAAUGUGGACGGAUUUUGCCAAAACAGGGAAUCCAACGCCUAAUACAAACUCAUGGUUACCGGUAACCGGUUCACAGGGAAAAUACAAUUAUCUAAAUAUCGAUGAAAAUUCGCAAAUGAAUGUCUUCCAUAAAGGAGAAGAGAGUUGGAAUUGGGAAGAGAAGAAAAAUAAGUUACGGCACUAAAACUUUAUCUAUGUUAAGAUAAAAUUUUUUAAUACUUUUUCCAUUUACAAUAAAUAUUCUCUAGUUCCUUUUCAAAGAAAUUUUUUAGUUAACAAAAUGUAGGCACUAUUGUUUUGUUCUAAGUUCAGAGCCGGUUUUAGUUAAUGGAAAUAUAAAGAUUAAUCUUUUCAAACUAUGAUUUAUUAGAACAACAAAAAGUUUUUGCGAAUUAAACUUAAAGGGAUUGGAAAAUGUUACAGUACUAUUUAUGGUAACAAAUAGUAAACAAAUAGUAUAGGUCUUCAAAUAUAACUUUAAUUAAAUACCAUUAUAACUGAGGAUUCUAUGUUAAUCCUCAUGCUAUUCUUCUCCGAGAGGGGAAGGUAUCCAUGAUAGAUUUCCUCAUGUAAAACAAAAGUAGAUACCUGUUUUCACGGAGUGCAGAUUUUUCUUUUGAGGGUUUUUUUUUAGAGAAAAUUGAAUUUAAUAUGACAUAACUUUUAUAAACACUAUCUUGUAUUUAGCUUUUUUACAUUAUAAAAACAAAUCUACAUCAAACAAAAAAGUAAUUAUUAUAUUAUUCAAACAAGUAUAAUGUGCAUUCAAUGGACAUUAAAACUUGUGUUGAAAAAAUUACAUUUUUAAAGAUUAUUCUUGAACAUUCAAAAUUGGAAAAAAAUCAUAAUCGAAAAACUAAUCUUACAUAAUACAAUACAAUAAUCAUAAGGAUUUUAAUUACAUUUAAUUAAUACAAUUAUCUAAACAUAGCCGUAUUUAAUUUACAGUACAAACUUAUUUUUUCAAAAAAAAGACACCAAAUUUUCAAUAAGCAAAAACUUGGAACUAGAUUAAAAAAACAAUGAAAAGAAUUGAAAUAAGAAAGAAUGCGCACAUACAUACACUUAGCGUCUUUCCUUUGAAAAGAUCAUUUUGUACUGCUAUCACGCGUUUUGUAGUGUUAAACAUUAUGUAUAUUUUUUGAGAUAAAAUACAUAAUUUCAACUUAGCAUGAUUGUAAAGAAUUAAUGAUAAAUCAACAUGUAAAUAAAAAAAUGUA